Molecule: messenger RNA, 1779 nt
Organism: Drosophila serrata
Lineage: Eukaryota; Metazoa; Arthropoda; Insecta; Diptera; Drosophilidae
Source: RefSeq, a predicted model, not a curated record
AUGGAGAACCUGCGAGUGCCGCGAUCGUUGCUCCUGCUUUUAUUGCUGGGCCUGGGAUUAGUCCUUUUGCCAGGAUUCGCUGACUGCCGGCCCGGUGUUCAGGGAAUGGAGCUGCAAGCACAUUACCUUAAAGCAAUCACUGCCUAUCGCAGGCUGGAGAGGAUUCUACCCAGGGAGGAGCUUAGAGCUGUGACUGGCAUAGGAGUACUUAAUGGAGCUCGACAGGCGGAGGAGCAAAUGGAACAGAACCUAGUUGAAGCCAUACGAGAGUUAGUUCAUCAGACAAAUCUCACGGAAAGCAACCUGGUGCUGGCCAAGAUCGAUGCCAUUGAGCAUCAGUUGUCCAGGGAUCAGAGAGCUUUAGGAAUUCUCACUCGAGUGAUGGAUGUGCUGGCGCACUCCAAGGAUGAUCAUGAGUUCCGAUCGGAGUUAAAGGAGAUGGCCCAGCAGCAGAAGGCGGAGGAACUGCAUCAGCAGGAGCUCUCCGCUGACAUUACGGAUAAACCGCAUUUAGGCGAGAGAUUGGGUCAGUUGAGGCUCAACAUUCUCAAGCAGGUGCCGCAAAUGAAAACCGAACUGGAGGCCAAAAUCGAAGGUGCAUUGCAGCAUUUACUGGAAACAGCUUCGGAAGAUGGUGUCCUGGCCAAGGCCAAGCAAAAGGUGAUUCACAAAAGGCAAGUCAAAAAGGAAAAGGAGGCGGAAUUGGAGGAGCAGGAGGAGCAGCCGGGGAAACAGCAAGAAAUGCCGCAGGAAAUGAGGAUUAUCAAAUCCAUACUAUCAGAGGCUCAUGACUUGCGCUUCCAGGAUGACUUCCGAGAGAAUAUGGUCGAGCAGCGACCUCCAAGACAGCUGAAAAUAGAGCCACUGGAUGCAACCGAGCUGGAGGAUGAGGAGCUUACCGAAAAGUCGCCAAAUGUUACAGCCAAGGCGAAAGGUAAAGUCCAAGUGAAUGUCAAGCCGGAGAAGCAGGAAACGGAAGCUGUUGCCGCAGGAUCCUCGGAAUUGGCCACGGAUGAUGGAGACGAAGAUGGCGAGAUGGAAGGUGAUGGCGGAGGAGGAGCCACAGGAGGAGGUGGUCUUGUUGGAAUCAUAGGAAGCCUGAGCGGUGGCGAAGGUGGCUCGGAUGUGGGAGCUCUCAUAGGAGCCCUCACAGGCGUUGUUUCCACUUUAUUUGGCCCUGGUGGCCUGGACAUUGAGGGUUUGAUACAAACUUCUACUUCGCUAAUUUCUGGACUUCUUGGCGGCAAAAAGAACUUUGGCCUGGUUCUGGGUAAAUAUGUGGGCACUGCCUUGGAUGGUCUUUCAGGAGGCGGUGGAGCGAUAGCCAAUGGCCAGUUUCUGGGCAACUUUCUGGGCACCGUUGUGGCUGCAGCUAGCGCAGAUCCCGAGGAGGAGGGACCACCGCAACCCUUGACCUUUACCAAGAACCUAAUAACCAGUUUUUUUGAGGCCAAUUUCCGGCAAAACUCGGAGGAGGGUUCCGAGGAGAGGCAUGGCAGUGCGGAAUUGCCACGCCCACGGAAAAAGAAGGAGGGAGGCGGUGGUUGGGCAGCUGCUGCGGCAAAUCACUUUGAUUCCGGAGGAUUUGUGAAGCAGGUGGCUUCGCACCUGGUGAGCAAUGCCCUGGGAAUUAUACUAAAUGCCGGGCUGGGUGCCUCUGGUGGUGCCUCGGGUGCCGUCAAGGGUAUCCUGGCCAGCAGCAGUAAUGGCCAUCAUGCCAAACCGGCGGAUCAUCAUCGAUCCUGGUCACCGCACAAUCAUGACUUUGAGCCAUUCUAG